AUGGAUGAAUGCAGAGGAGCGUCAACGCCAUUCGCUAGCGGCACCGUUCUGGAUAAAUGCUCAGAUCCAGACGUUUUUGGCUAUGAAACUAAAAACUAUCUAUCGCUUGUUGGUGGUUUGACAUACUUGGCUACCAUUUCGAGACCAGACAUCGCUUACACGGUAUCCAAACUAGCUCAAUUCCAUGGACAUCCAUAUAGAGAGCAUAUGUUGGCCGCAAAAACAGUGCUUAGAUACCUGAAAUCUAGGCCUCAGGGUACGUUAACUUUUCUACCUAACAGCCACAGUCUUAUUUGCUUUACAGAUGCUGAUUGGGCUUCUGAUAGUACGGAUAGAAAAUCGUACAGUGGAUUCGCUUUGUUCCUAGGCGAAAACCUGAUUGCGUGGGAAUCCAAAAAACAAAAGGUGGUUUCACUUAGUACUAUGCAGGCGGAGUACAUCGCAAUGUGUUCCGGGGCAAAAGAAGUUACAUUUCAUAGAAGUCUGCUGCAGGAGAUGGGUUUCAAUGAAUACACUAAGAAGCCAACAACAAUCAUGUGCGACAACCAGAGUGCGCAAUUCUUAGUAAAAAAUCGAAUUGUGCAUCAGCGAAGCAAGCACAUCGACAUUCGCUACCAUUACCUUCGAGACAAAUAUCAUGGAAAUGAAUUAAAUAUUGAAUAUGUCCCGUCAGAAGAUAAUGUAGCGGAUAUACUUACGAAGAAUUUUCCCAAAGACGGGCACGAAUACUUAACUGGCGCUAUCAAGCUGAAAUUUUAA
Anastrepha obliqua is the source of this 759-nucleotide messenger RNA. RefSeq lists its product as uncharacterized. The record is from RefSeq and is a predicted model, not a curated record. The coding region runs from base 1 to 759 and encodes 252 amino acids. Lineage: Eukaryota; Metazoa; Arthropoda; Insecta; Diptera; Tephritidae. The transcript has a single exon.